Messenger RNA from Prunus mume (Japanese apricot), 2106 nucleotides. Its product is annotated as RNA-binding CRS1 / YhbY (CRM) domain protein. The record is from RefSeq and is a predicted model, not a curated record. Gene Ontology annotation, molecular function: RNA binding. Lineage: Eukaryota; Viridiplantae; Streptophyta; Magnoliopsida; Rosales; Rosaceae.
AAUUCAAGCGAGGUCGUCUUCUACCUCGCGCUCUGGCUUGCAGACAGCGGCGCUUCUUCGCGCCUUCCACGCCUCCCCACGCCUCGCUACGCUAAGAGCGCAACAAGCUAAACAUCCAUACGCCUAAGGCGAUUUCCCUCCGCCUCGCUCCGACUCGCGCUCCGAAGCGCUUUUAGGCAUGCUUUUGAAAACACUGAUUGAAACUAAGGCCAGGAAAGUCAUAUCAAUCUCAUUACUUAGAAAUUCUUUGAGGUCCCGGUGGAGCUGGGAUUCUGGUGCUUGAGGUCCCGGUGGGAUUUCCUUUGUGGGAGUGGUAGUUGGAGUGGCACCAGUGGUUGAGAGAGAGAGAGAGAGCUGGAAGAGGAUAGGCUUCCCUUUUCGUGUGGGUGUUAAUAAUGUUUGCUUCAACUUCUGUAAGAGCCGCUUCUCGCUCUUCUCCGAGUGCUAUAAAAAGGGGCUCUUUUGUCUGGUUCAGUUGUCUAGCACAAAAUGUUUUCGAUCUCUCCUUGCCAACCAUAACACGUUUUAGACAGUCUCUUUCUUGCAAUAUGUGUAUGCAAAGGCAAAGAUACAGUGUAUUGACGUCUUUCUUAGAAGUUCCAUGUGUAUCCUCCUCAUUUGAUUCUUCAUUGGUGCGGAGAUCAAAUAUUGUUGAGUGUCAAAGUGUUCUUAGAAACUGUCUGCCUGCUAGGUGCAUGAGUAGUACAUCAAUUGAGCUGAAGACAAACAAUGAUGUUGUGAGGUUUUCAUUUGGUAAGCCACUUGAUAAAACUGGUUCCUCGACCAAAGGGAAGAAGAUGGCCAAACGAGCUGAAGUGUCCAAGAAGGCCAAACUGAAUGAACUGCGAUUUUACCGUCUAAAGGCCAAGAAGAAGAUGAAUUCUCCAAAUCCAGAAGUUAGAAUUAGAUACAAACUUGAAAAGGCAAAACGAAAGGAAGCAUGGUUGAUUGAGAAGUUGAUGAAAUUUGAGGUUGCCAAAGCCCCUGCUGAUAUACAUGAUCCUGAAAUUUUAACUGAAGAAGAAAAACAUUAUCUUAAGAGAACUGGUGAGAAAAAGAAGAAUUAUGUCCCAGUAGGAAGGCGGGGAGUUUUUGGAGGUGUGGUUCUAAAUAUGCAUCUGCAUUGGAAGAAGCAUGAGACAGUAAAGGUUAUUUGCAAGCCUUGUAAGCCAGGACAGGUUCAGGAAUAUGCUCAAGAGCUUGCUAGACUGAGUAAAGGCAUUGUGAUUGACAUAAAAUGUAAUAAUACUGUAAUUUUCUACCGGGGAAAGAACUAUGUUCAGCCGAAAGUAAUGUCACCUACGGAUACACUAUCUAAAAAUAAGGCCCUGGAAAAAUAUAAGUAUGAGCAGUCGCUUGAACAUACAAGUCAGUUCAUUGAAAAACUGGGGAAAGAACUGGAAGAGUAUCACAAGCACCUUGCUCGAUUUAAGAAAGUAAAUGAGAAUGCAACACAAGAUUCUUUGAUCAACACAUGAAUGGUAAGCUUGCCAGUUAAACCUUCUUGCAAAUCCCAACUCUCCUCUGCAGUCGCACAAAAUUUUGCAAGGGACGGUGAUUGGCAAAAGCUCCAAAAUCUGAGUAUCUGAAGUGCUACCACAAAAUCUGAUAUUGUGCCUUGCAUGUGUUCUUUGGUCUCUCUCUCUCUCUCUCUCUAUAUAUAUAUAUAUGUGUGUGUGUGUGUGUGUGUGUGUGUGUGUUAAGGAUGUCCUUAUUGUAAGAAAAGUGCAUGCAUCCUUCAUAGGGCUAGGUCACAAUGCAUUUCAACGAUCAGGCCAUCUAUAUUUUAGGUUAUACUUCAAGAGUUAUCCCUGCAAUCUGGCAGGUGCAGGUUAUGAACAAUAAUUACAACGCUGAAGAUGGUAAUGCAAAUGCAAGGAAUGAGAGUGACUUGGGAAAAAUUUCAGACUUAUAAGCCACCCUUAUUUAAUGGGGCUCCUAGUUCAUCAUUAAAGGCUGAAGCAUGGAUCAUGCAAAUUGAAAACAUAUUUGAUGCCAUGGGAUGUUUUGAGUGGAAAAAGGUUAUACUUGCUGCCUUUAUUUGUGCUUGAAUGGGAGGGUUAUUUGAAGAUAAUAUUAUUGCUUAUUUCUAGUUUUCUGUAUGUC